AACAUUUAUUAUGGCGUCCGUUCUUCCUCUUCCUUAUCUCCUCCAGUUCUGCUUCUACCUGUAGUUCCUCUCUUGGAGCUCGCGCCCCAUCACGAGCACUUCUCUCUCUCUCUCACAAAGUAGUAAAAGAAAAAGUGUUGCGAAAAACCAAGCAGAUCGAAAACCUUCAAGCAGUGGUCAAUUGAGGAGAGAUUAGAUUUGGAAAUUUAUGCGAGUGAGGAAUUGGGGAAAGUAAAUUUUGAGACACAAUGAAGAGAAAUCGAGAUCGAGAUCGAGAUCGAGAGCGAGACAAGGGAGAGAGUUCAUCAAUGGGGGCGGAGAAGGGGAAGAUGUGGCAAGACCACCCCGAUGAUGGGAUUUGUGGAGGAGGAGGAGGCGGAAUGGAUGAGCUGCUGGAGGUGUUGGGAUACAAGGUGAAAUCAUCGGACAUGGCUGACGUGGCGCAGAAGCUUGAGCAGCUGGAGAUGGUCAUGGGUACUGCUCCUGAUGAUGGGAUUUCUCACCUUUUGUGUGAUACUGUUCACUACAACCCCUCUGAUCUAUCUGGGUGGGUACAGAGCAUGCUCUCUGAGCUCAACAACGCUUCACCACUCGCUGCUGCUUUUGAUGUCGGUCACAACCACUCGGUCGUUGUUGACGAUUCUCUGUUGCUUCCAGGUGAUUCUUCGACUAUUACAGGUACAGGUACAGGUACAGGGACUACUACUACUACUACUACUCGGACUCCCACCACCAUUGAUUUUGCUACUCCACAGUUACAACAACAGUCUCGGAUUUACGAAGACAAUUCCGAGUACGACUUGAGUGCGAUUCCCGGUGGUGCCAUCUGUAAACACAAGGAAAAUUCGAGGAGGGAAAAUGGAAAUAAUAAACGCAUCAAAACUGUUUCCAUUAGAUCUGAUGAUCAUCAGUCGGAGAUUGGUGCUGGUGCGAGGCCGGUGGUGCUUGUGGAUUCGCAAGAGGCCGGAGUCCGACUGGUUCACACCUUGAUGGCCUGCGCGGAGGCGGUUCAGCAAGACAAUCUGAAGCUGGCGGAUGCUUUGGUGAAGCACAUAGGCUUGUUGGCGGUGUCUCAAGCAGGGGCUAUGAGGAAAGUCGCCACCUACUUCGCAGAAGCCUUGGCUCGGAGAAUUUACAAGAUCUACCCACACGAUUCCCUCGAUACCUCCGACGUCCUUCAGAUGCACUUCUACGAGACCUGUCCAUACCUCAAAUUCGCACACUUCACCGCCAAUCAAGCCAUUCUCGAAGCGUUCGCUGGAGCUACCCGAGUUCACGUCAUCGAUUUCAGCUUGAAACAGGGGAUGCAGUGGCCUGCUCUCAUGCAAGCCCUCGCAUUGCGACCCGGCGGUCCACCCGCUUUCCGUCUCACAGGAAUUGGGCCUCCCCAGCCUGAUAACACAGACUUUUUUUUGUGUUUAGGGAAGCUAGCUCAGUUGGCUGAAACCAUCGGCGUUGAAUUCGAAUUCAGAGGAUUCGUAGCGAAUAGCUUGGCCGAUCUUGAUGCUUCGAUACUUGAUAUUCGGCCCAGCGAGGUUGAGACGGUGGCUGUCAACUCAGUCUUCGAGCUCCACCGUUUGUUGGCUCGACCCGGUGCGAUUGACAAAGUUCUGUCAUCGAUUGAGGCCAUGAGGCCGAAGAUUGUGACCGUGGUGGAGCAAGAAGCGAGCCACAACGGAGCCAUUUUCACGGACCGGUUCAACGAGGCUCUGCAUUACUACUCGACGAUGUUCGACUCGUUGGAGAGCUCCGGGUUGACUCAGCCGAAAAAUAGCCAGGACGUGGUGAUGUCGGAGGUAUAUUUGGGAAGGCAGAUAUGCAACGUGGUGGCCUGCGAAGGGACGGAGAGAGUGGAGAGGCACGAGUCGCUGAGUCAAUGGAGGAAUCGGAUGAGUUCGGCGGGGUUUGAUCCGGCUCACCUGGGGUCCAACGCGUUCAGGCAGGCGAGCAUGUUGUUGGCUCUGUUUGCAGGUGGGGAUGGGUACAGGGUGGAGGAGAACAGUGGGUGUCUCUUGCUGGGUUGGCACACUCGACCCCUCAUCGCCACCUCUGCUUGGCAACUCGCUACUACCACCGAGUCCUCAACAUUGAACUCGGCUUAAUGGGCCCAUUUUGGUCAACCAGUCACCCACUCAACCCUCCUCUCCUCACCGUAUAGUGUGUGGAUGCCUCAGACUCUGAGGAGAGAGUCAAAUUUCAUCUUUUCACUUUUACCUCUCCUAGUUCGUUUUUUUUUUUUUUUUUUUUUUUUUUUUUUUUGUUUUUUUGGGUACUUCUUUAGAGUUUCAUUUUCUGUGUUUUUUUUAUUUGUAAUUUUGUAUUUUCAAGAGUGGUCAAUGACAGAUGCCAAUGUGUAUUUAUAUGACCUUCCAAUAAGACGUAUGUAUGCUUGGGUUUGACGAACUGAUUA
Messenger RNA from Camellia sinensis, 2410 nucleotides. RefSeq names its product DELLA protein GAI-like. The record is from RefSeq and is a predicted model, not a curated record. NCBI's taxonomy places the organism in Eukaryota, Viridiplantae, Streptophyta, Magnoliopsida, Ericales, Theaceae.